GCACCUGGGAUCGGAUCUAAAUUAAUUGGUAAGUCAAAAUGGGAGGAAAAAAUAAAGGUUAAUGAAAAGGCAGCGAUUUUUUGUAUUUUGAUCUUGGAAACCAGAACCUGAUUACAAAAUUGAACAACUACUGAGAAUCAUGAAGAUAUAACAAUUUCUUUGCUUUUCAAAGUGGAAAAUUUGCUAUACAUGAAAAAAUGCGAUUGAUAAAUCAAUUUAGUGAGCAUAUUCGAAUUUUUUAACUUAAAAUAAAUACGAAAACCAAAAAUAAAGUAAUUUGGAACCAUUCGCGGUCAAAUUCAAAAAAACCAAGACGAUGCUUUAGUUGCAUACUGGAAGGGGGCGUGGCUAUACAACAAUAGCCAAGAAUGUUGACAGCUGGUAUGUAUCAGCUGGUAUCAGUAUGAAUGGAAACGCCAAGUCGUCUACUGACAACCUAGGGUUAUGUUUUCAGUUAAUUCAUGGAUAAAUAGUAAUAGUUAUCAUUAAAAAAACCAAUUAUGACCUGUCUCUUCAAACAACACAAAUGGAAUUCUCGGGUGAGCUCAGUAUUAAACAAAGAUGUUAAGACUUUUGGUAAAAAGUAUCUGUUUGAUGACUGCGACGAAACAUGCUGGAAUUCUGAUCAAGGUUCACCACAAUGGAUAAUGGUGGAUUUUGAGAAUGAGAUUGAAUUAGGUUCUUUUGAAAUACAAUUCCAAGGUGGGUUUGUUGGAAAAGAUUGCGUAAUAGAAACAGGACAGGAUUACAGGAGUCUACAACCUGCAGAGCCUUUUUAUCCGGAAGACAUUAACCCCUUGCAAAAGUUCAUACUAAACAAUAAAAUAAGAGCAAAAACGUUUAAACUUGUUUUUGGUAACAGCACAGAUUUUUUUGGCAGAAUUAUAGUGUACAAAUUGUCUUUCUACUCUUGAUAAAUAUAAAGAAUAGCAUACAAUUACUACUAAAAACUGUGUACGUUAAUACUACAAUUAACAACAUCUCAAUAGAUUAAAAACUGGUUGAAGAAAAAACUCCAUCGGUCUCAGCAACCUUUCAGUUCAGUAUUUAAAUAUUCUGAAAUUUAUUCCAUAAGAGAUACAGCAUUUUCAGUAAUUUUUUGUCCAAAUUUUCCAUCAGUCAUCACCUAAGACAACUAGCAAAAACGAGUCAUCAGAUCAAGUCGAUAUGAUACACCACCAUCUUGCUUACAACGGUAAUUUUUGUACGGACGUAUUAGUUUUUACUCGAACCGUUCCACAAGAUUUCAUAAACAAUUUCGAUUUAGCAUCGAAUAUUGAAUUUUUUUAUAAAUACGUGGAUAUAAUAGGCGAAUGAGUAGAUACUACUUAUUUUGUCACCUGGAUGAGCAAACAAACAGUUCCUGUAGAUAUACUGUAUCAAAGUAUUCAUCAAUAUUCUUGUACAACGUAAACGCAGCUGAUUCAAAAUUAGCCAAAUAGCGGCAUAGUUCGAAAGUCAGCAUGCGGUAAAACAUGUAUUACGAUUAUUCAACAAUGUAUAGAAACAGAUAGCUAUAUUGUUUUUACUUUUUAUCCGUAAUUCGCACGCUAUUUGAGGUCCUAAAAAAGUUUAAAUACAUCAACAGCGAUCGAAGGCAUUCAUAGGCAGCAUUAUUCAUGUAGUUAUGCAUGUGUUUAUGUAUGUGGUUUACGAGCAUACAAUUAGGUAGCAACUGCAAUUACCAGAAAAUAAUUGUUCCUUACUUGAGCACCUAACAUCUGAUCUCAUAUUACAUCAUAAUUUAUAGUGUAAUUAACAAACACUUUGGAACAAAUAUGUGCUGGUCAGAAAUAUCCAAAGGCCAUUGUGAUCACAAGUAGAUAUACAUAAAUGGGUAUGUAUCCAUAAGUAUGCAGAGCCCGUGCUACCAAUGAAUGAGACAAGUAUAUGACCUACGUUGGUAGAUCUAACCAGUUUGAGUAUUUGGUAAUUAUGAAUUUAAUUAAAAUGCGGAUGCGAACUUUCAUUUCAAAAUGUCGGAAAAUGUUCGGCAGCAUGAACUCUGUAAUUUCUUAAUUCUCUUAUGGCCAUUAAUGUUUACAUAUUACAUUAGGUAUCUUAAUAUAAAUUUCAUUUACAUUAUAAAAGUAUAUUUUUCAUCUCUUUUCUGAAAAUCGGCAUAUAACAAUUAUCGUAUGUAGAUGAUAAAUUGACAAAGUAUUUAGUGAUUAAAAUAUAAAAAUAUUGAACAUUUAACUGUUCAAUCUCAUUGUACCAAUGAAUGUACACAUCAAAAUUGACAAUCAAAACAUCAUCUCAUCUGCAUUAUUAUUUAUAUACGAUACGUGUAGAAGAAAAAUUGACAAUACAAGUUGCUAUCAUAUAUUCAUAUAAAAGGUAUAAUUUAUCAUCACCUAUUUUCAAUUAGUUUUAUUAUCUGUUGUCGUAUUGCUCGCUAUGUCACAAUUUGAGAGCCUCGAGGAAAUUUCGUCUAAAUAUAUGUAUAGAAAAUAUAUACUCUGAUGUAACUAACAAGUCCAGUCUAUAUCAACGGCCAAUCAAUUGUGACAUUAUUCAUUUUCAUAGCUUUAAAUUUUCCAUUCCAAUAGUGCAGAUCGAAAAACAGGUGUAAUAACGCUAUCCUGCAGUAGCGAACUCACACUGUAACUGUAGUAGAAUAAAUAAUCAUGGGUAGUUUCGUAACCUAAAUCGAAGUAGCUGUUCGAAAAAUUUUUAAGAACUAUCAACAAACCUUUUAGCUCAUACGGAUUUAUAAAUGAUAAAAAUUAUCGAAACGCAAAAGGACUCUUUGGGAGAAUUUAUAUUCAUUGCAAAUUGUCCGUUUGAUAAAAUUUGCGAAGCACUAAGUCAGCAAUCUAAUUCAAAUUGGUUCUUUAUAACGAUAAGAUAAAUUCAAGUCCUUUUCAAUCAUGAGAUGUGGCUUAAAAAGAUUUAAAAAAAAAAAAAAAAAUUAGACGACGAGAUUU
Molecule: messenger RNA, 2930 nt
Organism: Athalia rosae (coleseed sawfly)
Lineage: Eukaryota; Metazoa; Arthropoda; Insecta; Hymenoptera; Athaliidae
Product: nuclear receptor 2C2-associated protein
Exons: 3
Coding region: 501-914 (137 amino acids)
Source: RefSeq, a predicted model, not a curated record